CUCCCCGGUUCUUGUUGAAUUGAAGAAUUUAACUCGCAGCCAUCAUCUCCUUUCGGUGUGCGGCAGAGGCGACGAUGCGGGUACCAAGCAUCGUUAGAGUAGCCUCAUAGGUACGAUCUUCGUUUUUUUUUUUUUUUUCCAAAUCAAGAAGACGAAUGCGGGUUCAUCCCAAACCGCUGAUGCAAACACCACAGCGGACUAGCUGCUUUUUUUUUAUUCCAAGCGCAUCCGCAGCUUCUCUGCGUGGUGCAAGGUGUCUUUGAAAGGGAGACGGACCUCUAGGAGAAAUCAGAGGGAAGCUCUGCCUCACGCAAGUCGAAAUGGUGGUGGACAAACAUUGGCUGAAGCGUGGUCCCAAUCAGGUAGUUCCUCUAUUCCUAUAGUGUCGGGUAUGAACGGUGAUGAGGAUGUUCACAAAUAGAUUCAGACAGGCUGAGCAUUGUCCUCCAAGCAGUCUCCAACAGACAGAACUUUACAGUAGCUGGAGAAAGAUCUUUAUUUCAGAUGCGACUCUGAGAAUCAGCCGUCAUCUUCUUCUUCUGCCAUCAAACGUAAGACAGAAGGAGGCAGCAAGACGACCUGCUGAUUCAAGAUCAGCCAAACCUCAUUAUAGGACCUGUUUUAUUCUCCCAAAGAGCAUAAAAGCAUCUCUAACUGCAGACCAUCAGAUUUGUUAAAAGAGCACAUAUUCAUAAAGGACUUUGUGUGGAUCUCAGCAUGCUGCCAACAGGACAGAGCAUGUCAUCUGGAACAUUUCACAAAAUCCUCCGACCGCUUCUGUUCAGCAUUUUUAUUCUUGGAUGUUUUGUAACUGUCUUUUUGAUGUAUUUUAAGCCAUCCACCAGCUGGUUAAAUGGUCCAUUAGAGUCAUCUGAUUCCACAAACCAUAUCAAGCAUGUCUUUGCAAAGAGUGACAAAAACGUGACCACCGUUCUUGUCUGGCUGUGGCCCUUUGGACAAACCUAUGAAAUGAACAUCUGCAGCUCCACCUUUAACAUCGAGGGCUGCUUCAUCACAGCGGACAAAAACUUCUACAACAAAUCAGAUGGGAUUGUCAUCCAUCACAGAGACAUUGCUGGGGACCUGUCCAACUUACCGACAUCACAGCGGCCCCCGUUCCAGAAAUGGAUUUGGAUGAACUUGGAGUCGCCUUCGCAUUCAGCCCAGUUGGCUGGGAUUAAUAAUUUGUUCAAUCUGACUCUCAAUUACCGUCAGGAUUCUGACAUCCAAGUGCCUUAUGGGUCUAUUGUAGCAGCAGAGACUGUGGAGGACUUUGUACCACCAAGCAAAAAUAAACUGGUCUGCUGGAUUGUCAGCAACUGGAAUCCUGAGCACGUGAGGGUAAAAUAUUACAAUGAGUUGUACAAACACAUUGAGGUUCAUGCAUAUGGACAUGCAUUUGGGGAGUAUAUUGCUGACAAAGAUUACAUCCCUACUAUGGCCAGCUGUAAGUUCUAUUUGUCCUUUGAGAACUCAAUCCACAAGGACUACAUCACUGAAAAACUGUACAUCCCCCUCUCUAUAGGUACGGUGCCAGUGGUUCUUGGCACAAGCAGGCAGAACUACGAGAACUUUGUUCAAGGAGACGCUUUUAUCCAUGUGGAUGAUUUCAACUCGCCCAAAGACCUGGCCGAGUACCUGCUUCUUCUGGACAAGAACCAAGAACUGUACCUCGAAUAUUUUAAGUGGAGACGGCACUUUAAAGUAAACAGAGCCCAUUUCUGGGCAGAGCACACAUGCCAGGCUUGUGAUUACCUAAGACGGCACAAAGAAUACAGGGCAUUCAAUAACCUUAACAAGUGGUACUGGGGGUGAUAAUGCUUAGAUGGACUAUGCAGCACUCAUCACCCCUUAAUAAGGUGGCAACCAGCACACAGACAAAGUAGUUACUUGUUGAGACAAACAUUAAGGUGAACAUUUAGAUGUAAUAUUUAAUUGAAGCAUUGCAGAAAAGACAUCUCAUUUGUGAUAGUGAAGAAGUCACCUAUGCAGAGCACUGAAGUCAAAUGUGAAGGUAGUUUAACACUGUCAAGCAUCAUUUUGAAAAUCUGUAGCUGUCUUUAAACAUAUUUUUGUAAGUUUACAUUUGCACUGCGAAUCCAACAGGAGCUUCUCUACAUUUUGUAAAGAAAUAUUGAUGAUCAUUGUAAUUAUUACUGACUGAGGGCAUAUUAAAAAGAGCUGUGUCUCUUUAGUUGGUACCUAAAAAAACUGUAUUUUCCAAGUCUUGACAAGUAUGAAUAAAGAAAAUAGGAGCAUGGAGUAUCUUUCCUUCCUCUAUUUUAUCCCUUUUAUUCUUUCUCUCUUAAAUCCCUUGUUUCAUUCCCUCCAUUUCUCUCAUUUGCUUCAGUCUUUUUUUUUCUACCUGUUUUUUUAGGUCCUAUCCUUCCUUCCUCCCUCUUGCCCUUCCUUCUAUCAUUCCUACAUUAUGCCCUUUCUCCUUUCCUUCUGUUAUUCCAUUCUUUCAUCCCUUGUGUCCUACCCUUCCUUCCAUCCAGAGUAGCAAACCGUGGCUCAUCUACCAAGGCCCUCUGACCAUCUCCUCUUAUAUGUAAUUCCAAAUACUCAAAGGCAAAGAAAACUGAACAUUAAUGAAACCACUGCACUCAGGAAUCAUUUUGUCCCAAACAAAAUAGUAAAUAAUUUCCCAAGAAUGAAUGGUAACGUUAAUGAAUGAGCAUAUUAAUUACUUUCCAAAACAAAUGUGACAUAAACUCCUAGACAGCUUUGCAGAGGCCAGCUUAUAAAUGGCAUGAUGGCUGAGUUAAUCAUCGAACUGAUGAUGUCAUGACAUGUCUUCAUUUUGUGUAUUUAAAAUAUUUUUGUCACAUCACUGUAUUCCUGUACUUAUGAGUAUCUCCGUUAGCCUCUCUGUCAUCCAGUUUUGUCACAGCUAGUGUAAAUCCAGCUGUUCCCUGUAAGAACCAGGCCAACAGCAGCACAUAACUCCAGGAAUACUAAUGCCGUUGACUUAAGCAAAUUUUUUUAAUAAGAAAAGAAAAUCUUUAACCUGAUCAGAACUCCUCCAAACCAAUUAGUGUGUAAUGCCAAAAGGCAAGCCUAAUCUGUUGUCCAGCUUUACCGAAUGAUCUGAAAAAGCCUGCGAAAAGCCUAAAGUCUCUGAACCAAAUUCAGUUAGAGGUUGGAUCUUCUUUUUACUGAUAUAAACUAAGUUUUGAAUUAAAAGUUGGUGUUAAAAAUGGCACAGUAAGCUGAUCAGCUGCAACAUCCUCCUUACUGUAGCUACCAGUCACUCUGUCCCAAAGAGGUCUCCAUUGACUCUAUGAUAAAAAACAUAGGGACUCAGCUGUGAUUGAAGGUCCCUAGACUGGGCAGAACUUGUUUUAUCAUUCAUUAUUGCAAAGCUCACCAACUUGGAAAAAUUAUAUGAUGGGUUGACUUUGCUGUGAUUCGUGACAGCUCACAGAUGACUAGUAUUGGAAUGGCCCUCUGAAUUUGAAGAGGGUCCACCGAUCACACAGCUGGUAAAGCCCUUUUUGCCUCUUUUCUAUUCACGGUUCCAGCAUGGCAUGAUUCCUCUUC
This is a messenger RNA of Girardinichthys multiradiatus, 3543 nucleotides long. Its product is annotated as 4-galactosyl-N-acetylglucosaminide 3-alpha-L-fucosyltransferase 9-like. Gene Ontology annotation, cellular component: membrane. Lineage: Eukaryota; Metazoa; Chordata; Actinopteri; Cyprinodontiformes; Goodeidae. The transcript is spliced from 4 exons. The record is from RefSeq and is a predicted model, not a curated record. Bases 718 to 1815 code for a protein of 365 amino acids. Gene Ontology annotation, molecular function: alpha-(1->3)-fucosyltransferase activity.